AGAUCCAAAUUUUAGAUUCAACCAACUCUUUUCUUUUCUCUAUCAAACCCACUUCACCUUUCUUCUACCUUAGCACAAAAUUUUUUUCAAAUGCAAAAUUCAAAUACUUCACCUCCUUCUCCUCUGGUGGACUCCGCGCCGUUUCUCCACCGUACAGGACGGUUCCUCAGACGCACGCCGCCGCCGCCACUCCGAACCGCCGCCCGGUUUUUCCGGCGAGCUAGUGGGCGGCGCAUGAUGCUUCGGGAGCCGUCGGUGCGUGUCCGGGAGGCGGCGGCGGCGGAGCUGGAGGAGCGGCAGAGCGACUGGGCGUACUCGAAGCCGGUGGUGGCGCUCGACGUGCUGUGGAACCUCGCGUUCCUCACGAUUGGGAUCACCGUAUUGUGUUUGAGCACCACGGAGGUACCUUGCGUGCCCCUUAGAGUGUGGAUUGUAGGGUACUUGUUACAGGGCGUGUUCCACUCUCUCUGUGUUGUUGUUGAGUUCAGAAGGAGAAGGACCUCGUUAGGUUCUAAUUCUGUUUUAGAUCAUCGUGAAUGGAGCUUCAGUUCUGAGAGUGAUGACGAGUAUUAUGCUUCAGAACAGUUUCUAGAGGGUGAGGGAAACAGCAUCACAAAACACAUAGAGUCUGCAAAUACCAUGCUUUCAUUCAUAUGGUGGAUUAUUGGAUUCUAUUGGGUGACUGCUGGUGGCCAGAAUUUGAUAAGGGAUUCACCUCAGCUUUACUGGCUCUGUAUUACAUUUCUUGCGUUUGACGUUGUGAUUGUACUGAUCUGUGUUGCUGUUGCAUGUCUAAUUGGUAUUGCCGUUUGCUGUUGUCUGCCAUGCAUACUUGCUAUUUUAUAUGUCGUGGCAGAGCAGGAAGGGGCAACGAAGGAAGAGAUUGAUCAGUUGCCAAAAUAUAAGUUCGGAAUGAUAAAGGAAUUUAAAAAAGGUGACAUUGAAGAAUCUUCCAGAGGAAUAAUGACAGAAUGUGACAGUGAGAACGCCACUCAACGUGUUAUUGCCUUAGAAGAUGCUGAAUGCUGUAUCUGCCUUUCUGCCUAUGAUGAUGGUGCUGAACUUAGAGAGCUUCCUUGCAACCACCAUUUUCAUUGCACAUGCAUUGACAAAUGGCUGCUAAUCAAUGCUAUCUGCCCUCUCUGCAAGUUUAAUAUUUUGAGGACUGAUAACCACUAUCAAGAAGUUUGAACUAGUUCCUUGUUGCAUUGAUUAAGAUACACAACCCUUUUUCAUACCAAGCAGGCAUUUGUUGCAAAUAGCAGCAGAUUGACCUUGCUUUCAUUUCAGUGCUAAG
Abrus precatorius (Indian licorice) is the source of this 1297-nucleotide messenger RNA. RefSeq names its product E3 ubiquitin-protein ligase At1g63170-like. The coding region runs from base 91 to 1191 and encodes 366 amino acids. The record is from RefSeq and is a predicted model, not a curated record. Lineage: Eukaryota; Viridiplantae; Streptophyta; Magnoliopsida; Fabales; Fabaceae. The transcript is spliced from 5 exons.